Molecule: messenger RNA, 3266 nt
Organism: Anthonomus grandis grandis
Lineage: Eukaryota; Metazoa; Arthropoda; Insecta; Coleoptera; Curculionidae
Product: dentin sialophosphoprotein-like
Exons: 2
Coding region: 25-3120 (1031 amino acids)
Biological process (GO): defense response
Source: RefSeq, a predicted model, not a curated record
AUUCAUUAUACGAACGAACCGAAAAUGAAGUGUCAAAUUUAUGUAGCGAUCGGCCUCCUGGUGCUUAUCGGCACCAACGCGGCCCCAAGUAUAAUCGAUAUCGGUGAAAUCGAGGUGAUUGAUGAUGGUGGUGAAGUGGUUUCCGAACCGUGUUUGCCGAGCACACCGUCCGAUGACGUUACCGAAGGAGCCGGAUCCGGAUCGGGACCUGGACAAGACGAUGCUAAUCCCGGAGAAUCCCCCCAGAAUCCUCAGAGUGGGUCAGGAGGUUCUCCUGAUGCGGGUCAGGAUUCAAAUGCUGACUCACAAUCCCAGAGUAACGGAGCUGAGCAAGCAGAUCAGGAUCAAACCGGUGUCGACCAAGCUCAAGAACAACCCCAAGGUCAGGACAGUGGAUCUGAUCAGGCCGGCAAUGAUGCUGGUCAGUCUUCCGGAUCAGAACAGUCUCAAGAUCAAGCUGGUAAUGCUGAACAAUCACAGGACCAAUCUGGCAAUGCUGAACAAAGUCAAGACCAAUCUGGCAAUGCUGAACAAUCCCAAGACCAAUCUGGCAACGCUGAACAAAGUCAGGAUCAAUCUGGUAAUGCUGAGCAAUCUGGCAAUGCUGAACAAUCUCAAGACCAAUCUGGCAACGCUGAACAAAGUCAGGAUCAAUCUGGUAAUGCUGAGCAAUCUGGCAAUGCUGAACAAUCUCAAGACCAAUCUGGUAAUGCUGAACAAUCUCAGGACCAAUCUGGCAAUGCUGAACAAAGUCAAGACCAAUCUGGCAAUGCUGAACAAUCCCAAGACCAAUCUGGCAACGCUGAACAAAGUCAGGAUCAAUCUGGUAAUGCUGAGCAAUCUGGCAAUGCUGAACAAUCUCAAGACCAAUCUGGCAAUGCUGAACCAAGUCAAGACCAAAACGCUGAACAAUCCCAAGAUCAAUCUGGCAACGCUGAACAAUCCCAAGAUCAAUCUGGCAAUGCUGAACAAUCUCAAGACCAAUCUGGCAACGCUGAACAAAGUCAGGAUCAAUCUGGUAAUGCUGAACAAUCUGGUAAUGCUGAACAAUCUCAAGACCAAUCUGGUAAUGCUGAACAAUCUCAGGACCAAUCUGGCAACGCUGAACAAAGUCAGGAUCAAUCUGGUAAUGCUGAGCAAUCUGGCAAUGCUGAACAAUCUCAAGACCAAUCUGGCAAUGCUGAACCAAGUCAAGACCAAAACGCUGAACAAUCCCAAGAUCAAUCUGGCAACGCUGAACAAUCCCAAGAUCAAUCUGGCAAUGCUGAACAAUCUCAAGACCAAUCUGGCAACGCUGAACAAAGUCAGGAUCAAUCUGGUAAUGCUGAACAAUCUGGCAAUGCUGAACAAUCUCAAGACCAAUCUGGUAAUGCUGAACAAUCUCAGGAUCAAUCUAACAAUGCUGAACCAAGUCAAGACCAAAACGCUGAACAAUCCCAAGAUCAAUCUGGCAAUGCUGAACAAUCCCAAGACCAGUCUGGCAACGCUGAACAAAGUCAAGAUCAAACUGGCAACGCUGAACAAUCUCAGGACCAAUCUGGCAAUGCUGAACAAUCCCAAGAUCAAUCUGGUAAUGCUGAACAAUCUCAGGAUCAAUCUAACAAUGCUGAACCAAGUCAAGACCAAAACGCUGAACAAUCCCAAGAUCAAUCUGGUAAUGCUGAACAAUCCCAAGAUCAAUCUGGCAACGCUGAACAAUCCCAAGAUCAAUCUGGCAAUGCUGAACAAUCUCAAGACCAAUCUGGCAACGCUGAACAAAGUCAGGAUCAAUCUGGUAAUGCUGAACAAUCUGGCAAUGCUGAACAAUCUCAAGACCAAUCUGGUAAUGCUGAACAAUCUCAGGACCAAUCUAACAAUGCUGAACCAAGUCAAGACCAAAACGCUGAACAAUCCCAAGAUCAAUCUGGCAAUGCUGAACAAUCCCAAGAUCAAUCUGGCAACUCUGAACAAUCCCAAAACCAGUCUGGCAACGCUGAACAAAGUCAGGAUCAAUCUGGUAAUGCUGAAAAAUCUGGCAAUGCUGAACAAUCCCAAGAUCAAUCUGGCAACUCUGAACAAUCUCAAGACCAAUCUAACAAUGCUGAACCAAGUCAAGACCAAAACGCUGAACAAUCCCAAGAUCAAUCUGGCAAUGCUGAACAAUCCCAAGAUCAAUCUGGCAACUCUGAACAAUCUCAAGACCAAUCUGGUAAUGCUGAACAAUCCCAAGACCAAUCUGGAAAUGCUGAACAAUCCCAAGAUCAAUCUGGCAACGCUGAACAAAGUCAGGAUCAAUCUAGUAAUGCUGAACAAUCUCAAGACCAAUCUAACAAUGCUGAACCAAGUCAAGACCAAAACGCUGAACAAUCCCAAGACCAAUCUGGAAAUGCUGAACAAUCUCAGGACCAAUCUAGCAAUGCUGAACAAAGUCAAGAUCAAACUGGCAACGCUGAACAAUCUCAGGACCAAUCUGGCAACGCUGAACAAACCCAAGAUCAAUCUGGCAAUGCUGAACAAUCCCAAGACCAAUCUGGCAACGCUGAACAAUCUCAGGACCAAUCUGGCAACGCUGAACCAAGUCAAGACCAAUCUGGCAAAACCGAUCAGUCUCAGGAUCAAUCCUCCAGCUCAGCAGAUCAGUCCCAAAGCCAGAACCAAUCUAGUGGCUCCCAAGAGGAUAACUCACGUCAGUCUCAAGAGGAAAACUCACGUCAAUCGCAAGAAGACAACUCACGCCAAUCAGAGGAAGACAACAAGAAUUCCGAAGAAAACAAAGAAUCCAAAGAGUCCGAAACUCAGGAGGACAACAGUUCUGAGAACAAUGACAGUAACCAGGCCUCUGAGGAGAAAGAGGACGACAGCCAAGAAAAACGUAACAGACGUAACAGGAACAGACACAACAACAGGAACAAUAACAGGAACAAGGACAGAAGAAACAGGAACAGGAGCGAAGAGGACGACGAUAGUAGUGACGACGAUUCAUCAAAUGAAGAUAAACAGAUCUCUAAGGAUGACUUAGAACAAUACAUCCGGGAUAAAAUCAACCAGGUGUGCACGUGGCUGCAAUGUAACGCGUCUUGCAGAUCGGACGGCAAACACGGAGGGUACUGCAAAUACGGUACCAAAUGUACCUGCUAUUAGAUGGUACCGUUGAUAAUCUAGGAACGAAUAUGAAAUUUUAACUUAUUGUUUCUUGUUGUUUUUGUCGUUUACUGUAUUAGAUAGCCAUUUUCAAAUUAGUAGAAAACACGUCGAGUUUGUGAAAUAAAGUAGAAAUGCAAAUAGAA